AUGAUAUUGCCGCAGGUUCGAUUCCCAGCUGAUGCACCAGACUAUAUAACUUUUCCUCAACCUUGGUUUGUUUGCACGACCGCCGCCAAGUUUCCUCUUGAGCAAAUCCGGAACAAACUCAUCGACAAGGUCCUCAGCGAAAGCCUAAAGGCAAUGCUUGGCGGUGGCGAAAAACGUGCUCGAACCUCAUAUGCUCGCCCCGACGGAUAUCACGCGUUCGAUUUUCCACCCAGUUUCUAUUCUUUGCUUGCUUCCCAAUACGCCAUGGCUCCACAGUUUCCUGAUUUUAGACGAGUUAGAAGGCGAAUUAGAAGAACAUUAUGUUACGGGGCGAAACAACCUCAUACCAUCAAUUUGCCGCUUUCUGAACUUGUCGUGGAUUUUUUCAACAAGCGGUCCCCUUUCGACUACAUGAGACCGGAAACGUCAGCGAGCAUAUCAGGUCGCGGAUAUGCAGAUCCGUGUACGCUCGUCGUUGCCAUGGUUUAUCUUGAUCGACUAAGAGUUAACGACAAGGUUUGGUUUGAAUCUUCUGAUCCGACUGAUCUCUAUUUGCCUGCACUUGUGGUGGCUUCGAAAUUCCUUCAUGACUCGGACACAUAUGACAGAGUAUCAAAUGCAGACUGGGCUGAAGCUGCGAACAUUUCAAACCAACACCUAAACCAACUCGAAUGGGAGUUCGUUCAAAAAAUGAAUUGGGACGUGAUGGUUGAUCAGACUGAGUUCGAUCGAUGGUUGUCAUUCUUUGAACACUGGGUUGCAAACGAUUUCGUGAUGAAGAAUGGUUUUUGUACUUACAACGAAAUCCUACAGCUCAGUUCUUCGUUCCCCUUAGCAUCGUUGCUCCAAGCGAUCUCCUCAUUCUUUGGGCUAAUGACUUUGGUUUAUACUCUUUCUAUUGUCUCUCUUUUCUCUAUCCCAUCCACGUUAUUGUCCACUGAAACUUCCCUACCUGAGAACAUUACGGUAAGGACUAUGCAAGGACCUAUUAACUUUCCGUCUAGAAUUAAUGAGGAACAACCGAUUUCUCUUUCUACUGAGUACGACUUCAUAGAAGAACUUGAUAUUGAUCUAUAUCAACAUGUGAUAGAAGCAGAUAACAUCAGCACAAUGGCAUUCUCAUGUCGAGCAGACUUUGAAAAACUUGAUUGUAAUGUUUAUGAACAUGAACGAUUUCCCAAUAGAUUCCCUGAAUUAGAGAAACAUUUUACUGAUUUCACAAUCCAUCCUUUUCUUAAUACGGUUUCUUGA
Necator americanus (New World hookworm) is the source of this 1251-nucleotide messenger RNA. RefSeq lists its product as uncharacterized. Gene Ontology annotation, molecular function: protein kinase binding; cyclin-dependent protein serine/threonine kinase regulator activity. Gene Ontology annotation, cellular component: nucleus; cyclin-dependent protein kinase holoenzyme complex. The transcript has 8 exons. Lineage: Eukaryota; Metazoa; Nematoda; Chromadorea; Rhabditida; Ancylostomatidae. Gene Ontology annotation, biological process: regulation of cyclin-dependent protein serine/threonine kinase activity. Bases 1 to 1251 code for a protein of 416 amino acids. The record is from RefSeq and is a predicted model, not a curated record.